This is a messenger RNA of Fukomys damarensis (Damara mole-rat), 1494 nucleotides long. Its product is annotated as corticotropin-releasing factor receptor 1. NCBI's taxonomy places the organism in Eukaryota, Metazoa, Chordata, Mammalia, Rodentia, Bathyergidae. The record is from RefSeq and is a predicted model, not a curated record. Bases 135 to 1406 code for a protein of 423 amino acids. Gene Ontology annotation, cellular component: neuron projection; plasma membrane. Gene Ontology annotation, biological process: cell surface receptor signaling pathway; adenylate cyclase-activating G protein-coupled receptor signaling pathway. Gene Ontology annotation, molecular function: corticotropin-releasing hormone binding; G protein-coupled peptide receptor activity; corticotropin-releasing hormone receptor activity. The transcript is spliced from 14 exons.
UUUCACACCCCAGCCCUGCUGGGCCCAGGGAGCAGUCUCCGAAGGUGCCAAGAGGUAGAGUUUGUGAAGUGUGCACCACCAGGCCCCUAACCUGUCAACCAGGUUCCAGGAGGUCUGGUCUGAGCAGCCCCAAUAUGGCCCUGUUACUGAGCAUUUGUGUCCAGGCCCUCCUCCUCCUGGGGCUGAACCCUGUUUCCACCUCCAUCCAGAAUCAGCAUUGCGAGAGCCUUUCCCUGGCCAGCAACAUCACUGCCAUCUCUGCCCCAGGACUGCAGUGCAAUGCCUCGGUGGACCUCAUCGGCACCUGCUGGCCCCAGAGCCCUGCAGGACAGUUGGUGGUUCGGCCCUGCCCUGCCUUUUUCUACGGUGUCCGCUACAACACCACAAAUAAUGGCUACCGGGAGUGCCUGGCCAAUGGCAGCUGGGCUGCCCGUGUGAAUUACUCCGAGUGCCAGGAGAUCCUCAAUGAGGAGAAGAAGAGCAAAGUGCACUACCACAUCGCCGUCAUCAUCAACUACUUGGGCCACUGCAUCUCUCUGGUAGCCCUCCUGGUGGCCUUCGUCCUCUUUCUGCGGCUCAGGAGCAUCCGGUGCCUGAGAAACAUCAUCCACUGGAACCUCAUCUCGGCCUUCAUCCUGCGAAAUGCCACAUGGUUUGUGGUCCAGCGCACCAUGAGCCCCGAGGUCCACCAGAGCAACGUGGGCUGGUGCAGGCUGGUGACAGCCGCCUAUAACUACUUCCACGUGACCAACUUCUUCUGGAUGUUCGGCGAGGGCUGCUACCUGCACACAGCCAUAGUGCUCACCUACUCCACCGACCGGCUGCGCAAGUGGAUGUUCAUCUGCAUCGGCUGGGGUGUGCCUUUCCCCAUCAUUGUGGCCUGGGCCAUCGGGAAGCUGUACUACGACAAUGAGAAGUGCUGGUUUGGCAAAAGGCCUGGAGUGUAUACUGACUACAUCUACCAGGGCCCCAUGAUCUUGGUCCUGCUGAUCAACUUUAUCUUCCUUUUCAACAUCGUCCGCAUCCUUAUGACCAAACUCCGGGCGUCCACCACAUCUGAGACCAUCCAGUACAGGAAGGCUGUGAAGGCCACUCUGGUGCUACUGCCUCUCCUGGGAAUCACCUACAUGCUGUUCUUUGUCAACCCUGGGGAGGAUGAAGUCUCCCGGGUCGUCUUCAUCUACUUCAACUCCUUCCUGGAAUCCUUUCAGGGCUUCUUCGUGUCCGUAUUCUACUGUUUCCUCAACAGCGAGGUGAGGACCCAGGUCCGCUCUGCUAUCCGCAAGAGGUGGCACCGAUGGCAAGACAGACAUUCCAUCCGUGCCCGGGUGGCCCGUGCCAUGUCUAUCCCCACCUCCCCGACCCGGGUCAGCUUCCACAGCAUCAAGCAGUCUACAGCACUCUGAGCUACAGGCCAUGCAAAGCAGCCCAGAGACCUGUGGCCGGGAAGACGAUGGCCAGGCUCACUGACCACCCCAUAUACGGGGACAACCA